CAUUCUGACUUCACUGACUGUGACAUCCAGUCAUCUCCUGUCGUUGAAAUCAAGUCGAUCAAUGACGUCUGGGAUAGCCAAGACUAACGGUCGCAGUGCAUUCUGGAUAAUAACAUGUGCUUCCUUUUCAGUCCGCCAUCAGUGAAAAAAGGUUGAAACUCCAAUUCGAAGAGUUCACUAUAAACUAUCACCAUGCAGAACGAAGCAGGAGAAUUUGUUGACAUGUAUAUCCCGCGAAAAUGUUCUGCCAGUAACCAAAUUAUUCAUGCUAAUGAUUAUUCCUCAAUCCAGUUGGCUGUUGCAGAGGUUGAUGAAACUACCGGUAGAAUGACAGGAGUACAUAAACUGUAUGCCAUUUGUGGUAAAAUUAGAUUUAUGGGAGAAGCUGAUGAUUGUAUCAACAGAUUAUGUAAAAAGGACAAAAUUAUUUCACCUUCAUUUUAAGAAGAAUGUGAUUUAAAAAUAAAAAAAAUGUAAAAACUA
Patella vulgata (common limpet) is the source of this 483-nucleotide messenger RNA. Its product is annotated as 40S ribosomal protein S21. Lineage: Eukaryota; Metazoa; Mollusca; Gastropoda; Patellidae. Gene Ontology annotation, cellular component: ribosome; cytosolic small ribosomal subunit. Gene Ontology annotation, molecular function: structural constituent of ribosome. The transcript is spliced from 6 exons. The record is from RefSeq and is a predicted model, not a curated record. Gene Ontology annotation, biological process: endonucleolytic cleavage in ITS1 to separate SSU-rRNA from 5.8S rRNA and LSU-rRNA from tricistronic rRNA transcript (SSU-rRNA, 5.8S rRNA, LSU-rRNA); translation; endonucleolytic cleavage to generate mature 3'-end of SSU-rRNA from (SSU-rRNA, 5.8S rRNA, LSU-rRNA). Bases 193 to 444 code for a protein of 83 amino acids.